Messenger RNA from Lodderomyces pseudojiufengensis, 1635 nucleotides. It is a transcript of the gene MCD1, whose product is annotated as kleisin alpha. Bases 1 to 1635 code for a protein of 544 amino acids. NCBI's taxonomy places the organism in Eukaryota, Fungi, Ascomycota, Pichiomycetes, Serinales, Debaryomycetaceae. Gene Ontology annotation, molecular function: protein binding; chromatin binding. Gene Ontology annotation, biological process: replication-born double-strand break repair via sister chromatid exchange; mitotic sister chromatid cohesion; synaptonemal complex assembly. Gene Ontology annotation, cellular component: synaptonemal complex; cohesin complex. The transcript has a single exon. The record is from RefSeq and is a predicted model, not a curated record.
AUGAUACCGGAGUCUAUAAUAACAAAAGAGGGACCAUUGAGUAAUAUAUGGUUAGCUGCCAAUUAUGACAAGAAAUUAACGAAACACCAAUUACUAAAUACAAACAUUGUUCAAUCAACUAAAUACAUAAACAAUAGAUACAACAAUCAAGAAAGUUCAAAUAUUGAAUUAGAUGCAGUAACUUUAAGAUUAUCUGGUCAAUUAUUAUUAGGAAUAACCAAAAUAUAUUCAAGAAAAACCAAAUAUUUAUUAGAUGAUCUUAAUGAUGUUUUGUAUAAAUUAAGAACAGUAUUUAAAUCAUCAAGUGGUGUUCAAUUAGGUUCAGAUGGAUUAACUACAACAAAAGUAAAUUUACCACCACAACAAACAACCAUUCAAGAUAUAAAUAGUAUUUUGCUAAAAGAUCAAGUGACUGGAUUUGAUUUAUUGUGGCAAGAUGAUUUAAACUUAGAAGAAACGGUACAACCUACGAUUAAUACAUUAGACACGGUUUUCAACACUACCGAUCAACAAGUUGAUGCAUCCAUGGGGUCGAUUGAAUAUGGUAGAUAUGAUGAAGAAUUUACAACAUCAUCACCACAACCUAAUAUGAAUAUGGAUUUUGAUUUGAAUGAUAUGGAUGAUGACUUUGGAAAUAAUGAUUAUGACGCUUCAAUCGAGAUGGGUAGAAAUGUAUCAAUGAAUGCUGAUAAUGAUGACAAUAACUCAUUAUUAGGAGAAUUAAGUAAAAAUGAUAUAUUUUCAGAAGGUGCUGAAUUUGGAGAUGGCUUUGAUUUAAAUUUCGAUGAUAAUGACGUACUAGAUAAUGAAACUAAUGAACAUGAAGUGAAUGAAGCAUCCGAACAACUGCAAGAACCACAAGAAUCAACAGAACCACAAGGACCAACUAGACCAACUAGACCAAGACAAAGAAGAACAAGAAUCACAGACGAUGGAGAAAUGAUCAUUGUUAAUAAAAGACUCAUAGUAGAUUCAGAAGAUAGUAUGACCAUUUCCAUAGACACAUUAAGAGAAAAUCAAGAAAAUAUGAUGAAUCGUAACAUAAACAACCAUACAACACCUAAUAACAGACCAAUUCACCCACCAUUAACCAAUGAAGAAAAAUUGAAAAUAAUUGAAGAUUUAGCAAAUCAAGUAUUCAAAAAAAGGAAAUUAAAUGAUCUAAGUACCGAAUAUAGACUUCAAAAACAAAGAGAAGAAGAAGAAGAAAGUGAAAUUGAUACAAGUUCAGAUUCAAUGGAUUUAGAUUUAUCGAUGUCUGAUAGUGAAAGUGAAAACGAUGCACCUUUAAAACCUAGAAAAUCCUUAGAUGAAGAAUCAGGUGAUGAAGAAGAAGACGAUAGUUUUGGUGAUGAUAGAAUUGAUAAUAUAGCUAAAAGUACAAGACAAAUAGCAGAAGAGGUACAAAAUUUAUUCAGAUUAGAUCAUAGUAUAACUUUCAAUGACAUUUUGGAAGAAGAUACAAAAGCAGUAAAACCACUUGGAUUGAAGAAUAAGACGAUAAAUACUAGAAGAGAAGCGUCUAGAUGCUUUUUUGAAGUAUUGGUAUUAGCAACAAAUGAUUGUGUCAAAUUACAACAAGAUGAAAAAACGAUUAGGAUCUCUUCAAGAGACAAUUUAUAUGAUUUCAUUUAG